AUGAGUUUUGAAAAUAAAGUCGUUAUAGUAACGGGCUCCAGCUCCGGUAUCGGUGCAUCUACAGCAAUCGAGUUUGCUAAAGAAGGUGCACAAGUGGUUUUAGUUGGAAGGAACGAAGCAAAACUUAAAAACGUUUUGGAACAGUGCGAGAAGGUUGGUAAGAAACCUCUCGUUGUCAAAGCCGAUGUGUCAAACGACGAUGAUGCUAGAAUAAUAAUAAAUAAAACCAUCGAACAUUUUGAGAAGCUAGAUGUACUUGUCAAUAAUGCUGGUACGGAUGAGGAACACGAUAUUCUGAAGGAUGAUUUUAUGGAAUCGCACGACCGUAUAAUGAACAUUAAUUUGAGAGCACCCGUGUAUAUAACACACUUAGCAAUACCUUACCUUAUUAAAUCAAAAGGAAAUAUUAUUAAUGUAGCCAGCGUAGUCGGAAUCGUUACUGGGGGAUUUGAAGAUUCAACUUCUUAUUGUAUUUCAAAAGCUGGAAUUAGCCAUUUCUCACGGAGUGUUGCUCUUAAAUUAGCACCGUAUGGUAUACGUGUCAAUAUUGUUAGCCCUGGGCCAGUGUACACUGAUAUUUUAAAUCAUUCCUCACAGAAAGAUGUUAUGUAUGAACAGUUCAAACUUGCAACAGCGCUUAAACGGGUGAGUGAGCCUAAGGAAAUUGCCGAUUUGAUACUUUUCUUAGCCAGUGACAAAGCCAAAGGCAUCACUGGUUCUAAUUUUGUUGCGGAUAACGGUAUAUUGGUAAAAUAA
Parnassius mnemosyne (clouded apollo) is the source of this 756-nucleotide messenger RNA. The record is from the annotation of a GenBank genome assembly. NCBI's taxonomy places the organism in Eukaryota, Metazoa, Arthropoda, Insecta, Lepidoptera, Papilionidae.